Naumovozyma dairenensis CBS 421 is the source of this 1572-nucleotide messenger RNA. It is a transcript of the gene NOP58, whose product is annotated as RNA-processing protein NOP58. The coding region runs from base 1 to 1572 and encodes 523 amino acids. Lineage: Eukaryota; Fungi; Ascomycota; Saccharomycetes; Saccharomycetales; Saccharomycetaceae. Gene Ontology annotation, molecular function: snoRNA binding. The transcript has a single exon. Gene Ontology annotation, cellular component: small-subunit processome; box C/D methylation guide snoRNP complex. The record is from RefSeq and is a predicted model, not a curated record.
AUGUCAUACGUCUUAACUGAAACCUCGGCUGGUUAUGCUCUUUUGAAGGCAUCCGAUAAGAAAAUUUACAAGUCUUCUUCUUUGAUUCAAGAUCUAGAUACUUCCGAUAAAGUCUUGAAAGAAUUUAAGAUUGCAGCUUUUUCCAAAUUCAGCUCUGCUGCUAAUGCCUUAGAAGAAUCAAACUCUAUCAUUGAAGGUAAAGUGUCCCCACAAUUAGAAAAACUUUUAGAAGAAAUUAAGAAGGAUAAGAAAUCAACUUUGAUUGUUAGUGAAACUAAAUUAGCCAAUUCCAUCAACAAGUUAGGCUUAAACUUUAAUGUUGUUUCUGAUGCAGUCACUUUAGAUAUUUACAGAGCUGUCAAAGAAUAUCUACCUGAAUUAUUACCAGGUUUGAAUGAUUCUGAUUUAAAUAAAAUGUCCCUAGGUUUAGCACAUUCUAUUGGUCGUCAUAAAUUGAAAUUCUCAGCUGACAAAGUCGAUGUUAUGAUUAUCCAAGCUAUCGCCUUAUUAGAUGAUUUAGAUAAAGAAUUAAAUACCUACGCCAUGAGAUGUAAGGAAUGGUACGGGUGGCAUUUCCCUGAACUAGCUAAGAUUGUUACAGACUCUGUCGCUUACGCUAGACUUAUCUUGACCAUGGGUGUCAGAUCAAAAGCUUCUGAAACUGAUAUGAGUGAAAUUUUACCAGAAGAAAUUGAAGAACGUGUUAAGACUGCCGCUGAAGUUUCCAUGGGUACUGAAAUUACUCAAAUCGAUUUAGAUAACAUUAAAUGUUUAGCUGAUCAAAUUGUUGAAUUUGCUGCUUACAGAGAACAAUUAUCUAACUACUUAUCUGCUAGAAUGAAGGCUAUUGCUCCAAACUUGACUCAAUUAGUUGGUGAAUUAGUUGGUGCUAGAUUAAUAGCUCAUUCUGGUUCUUUAAUCUCUUUGGCUAAAUCUCCAGCCUCCACUAUUCAAAUCUUAGGUGCUGAAAAAGCAUUGUUCAGAGCUUUAAAGACAAAACAUGAUACCCCAAAAUACGGUCUUCUAUAUCACGCUUCUUUAGUUGGUCAAGCUACUGGUAAGAACAAGGGUAAGAUUGCUAGAGUUUUAGCUGCUAAAGCUGCUGUUUCUUUACGUUAUGAUGCCCUUGCUGAAGAUAGAGAUGACUCUGGUGACAUUGGUCUUGAAGCUAGAGCUAAGGUUGAAAACAGGUUGUCACAAUUAGAAGGAAGAGAUUUAAGGACUACACCAAAGGUUGUUCGUGAAGCUAAGAAGGUUGAAAUCACUGAAGCCCAAGCUUAUAAUGCUGAUGCCGAUACUGUUGCCGAACCAGCUGCUUCUAAGUCUGAAUCUGGUUCGGAUUCCGAUUCUGACUCUGACGAUGAAGAAGAAGAAAAGAAAGAAAAGAAAGAUAAGAAAGAUAAGAAAGAAAAGAAGGAUAAGAAAGACAAGAAAGACAAGAAAAGAAAGAGAGAUGAAGAAGAAGUAGAAUCUAAAGAAUCUAAGAAAUCCAAGAAAGAUAAGAAAGAAAAGAAAGACAAAAAGGAUAAGAAAGAAAAGAAAUCCAAGAAGGAAAAGAAGGAAAAGAAAUAA